AUGGCCAGCGAGCAAGGCGCUCCAGACAAAAUCCCUCCAAAUCAACCGAACCCUGUCAUCGUCGGACCGGGAUUAUCUGCACUCGGUGAAGAAGCAUACGUCGAUGCCUCGACCGCCACUCCAGCCGUCGUCCCAGCGACCACCACCACCGCCAACGCUGACGGGGCAGCAGACUCGUACUUCUCCCAAGUACCGGGUACAGCGACCGCGAUCAAGGAUGCAUACGCAAAAUCGCCCAUGAGUCCUGCCGAUGCCGCAUCGGGUGUGACAUCGGGUCCCGAAUUGCUUCGACGUCUGAGUCUAAUGGGCGGCGCUCAUCUUACCCCGGCCACUCCUGUGACCGAUCCGCGGGCGGACCAUCCAGGACUCCAAUUGACAGGUCGCAUUAUCAGUGCGUCGUUGUGUAUACCGUACAAGGUCGCACAUCAGCCGGGAGCAGACUGGGAAUUGAGUCCUCGCUCAGGAACAUCCGCCUUGUUCGAUUCAUUUGCUCAUCUCGCAUCUGAUCGGUCGCCGUGGAAUCAUACGUUAGUGGGCUGGACGGGAGAAGUGGAAGAGAUCGUCAGCAAACGAGCACCCUUGCAACCAGUCAGCGCGAACGGCGUACCUACCGCGCCUCUCCCUGUCAACAAAGCAUCUGCACCAGUCCCGGUAGACCUUUCUCAGCAGGUUCAAUCGCCCGUGGACGGUGUUUUGGUCUCCGCUGCCGACAGAGAACGUCUAGAGAGGCAGUUGAAAUCUAGCAAGUAUGGCCGUAUUCUACCAGUCUGGGCAAUACCCGAGUCAGACGAGCCCCAAGACGACAUUUUGUUACAAGAUCAAUCACGUUGGAGGAGAUAUGCAGAAAGAGAAUUGUAUCCGCUUUUACACUACAAGCAAAAUGGCCCGUCAGACGGACGCUCAGAACGGAAAUGGUGGACAGACUACAUGCGGUUGAAUCGCUUGUUUGCCGAUCGCAUUGCCGGAACAUAUCAAGCUGGGGAUAUCGUAUGGAUUCACGACUAUCAUUUGUUCCUUUUGCCGAACCUUUUGCGACAACGGAUUCCUAAUAUAUUUAUUGGAUUUUUCCUUCACUCUCCAUUCCCUAGCAGUGAAUAUAUGCGCUGUCUGGCCAAACGGAAAGAAGUGCUUACUGGAGUGCUAGGCGCCAAUAUGAUCGGAUUUCAGACCUACUCUUAUUCAAGGCAUUUCUCAUCAUGCUGCACCCGGGUCCUCGGAUUCGAGUCCAAUUCUGCGGGCGUCGAUGCAUACGGAGCGCACGUUGCGGUGGAUGUCUUUGCCACUGGAAUUGAUGCACAAAAUGUACAGCGCGCAGCUUUUGGUUCGGCAGAGACUGAACAGGUCGUCGCAAACAUCAAGAAGCUGUACGCAGGCAAGAAGAUCAUUGUCGGCAGAGACCGAUUGGAUAGUGUCCGCGGUGUGGCGCAGAAACUGCAAGCCUUUGAAGCGUUUUUGGAGAAGUAUCCUCAUUGGCACGACAAGGUCGUCCUCAUUCAAGUCACGAGCCCCACCAGUAUGGAAGAGCAAAAGGAAGAUCCCGAGAACAAGAUCGGCAGCCAAGUCUCCAGUCUCGUCUCUACAAUCAACGGCCGAUUCGGAUCUUUGAGUUUUACGCCUGUGCAGUACCAUCCUCAAUACAUCUCACCACAAGAAUAUUUCAGUCUCUUGCGCGUUGCAGAUGUCGGUUUGAUCACUAGUGUUCGUGACGGUAUGAAUACGACGAGUUUGGAAUAUGUGCUUUGCCAGCAGGGCAACCACGGUCCUCUGAUUCUGUCCGAAUUUUCAGGGACUGCCGCCAUGCUCACCAGUGCAAUCCACAUUAACCCCUGGGAUACGAGCGGCGUUGCUGCAGCGAUUGACCAGGCGCUCAGCAUGAGCGAAAAGGAAAAGGUUGAGCGCCAUCAGGUUGCCUAUAGACAUGUCACAUCCAACACGGUGUCGAUGUGGUCACAGCAUUAUCUGAACCGCUUGCUCACGAAUCUGUCCUCCUUUGACCAGUCCAUCGCCACGCCAGCCUUGGACCGAGCACAAGUCUUGAAGCAGUACCGAAAGGCUAAGAAACGACUGUUCAUGUUCGAUUACGACGGAACAUUGACGCCGAUCGUCAAGGACCCACAAGCUGCAAUUCCAUCCGAUCGCGUCCUUAGAAACAUCAAGAGUCUAGCGGCAGACCCGAGAAACUCAGUAUGGAUUAUCAGUGGCCGAGACCAGGCAUUCCUGGACGAAUGGAUGGGCCAUAUCCCCGAGCUCGGGCUGAGCGCCGAACACGGAUGUUUCAUUCGCAAACCGCGCAGUGACGACUGGGAGAAUCUUGCUGCGCAAUCCGAUAUGUCAUGGCAAAAGGACGUCAUGGAUAUUUUCCAACAUUACACGGAACGCACACAGGGUUCAUUCAUUGAGCGGAAACGAGUUGCAUUGACAUGGCAUUAUCGUCGGGCUGAUCCUGAGUACGGCGCAUUCCAAGCCAAAGAGUGUCGAAAACAUCUUGAGAACACAGUCAUGAAGAAAUAUGAUGUUGAAGUGAUGGCUGGAAAGGCGAAUCUCGAAGUGCGACCUACAUUUGUCAAUAAAGGGUUCAUCGUGACGAGAUUAUUGAAUGAAUACGCCAAGGGGGAAGCGCCGGAAUUCAUGUUCUGCAGUGGUGAUGACUUUACCGAUGAGGAUAUGUUCCGCGCUUUACGUCACUCGAAUCUUCCCCAAGAACACAUCUUCUCCGUGACUGUAGGCGCAAGCUCCAAACAGACACUGGCAAGUUGGCACCUUCUCGAGCCGGCAGAUGUGAUAGCGACAAUAGGAAUGUUGAAUGGGACGUCGAUGGGAGCUGAAUACUCAUAACCUAUCCACCCGUCUUUACGAGUCUGAUACAUAGAUAUUGAGGAAUGAGACGACAGUUAUAUACACAGUACACGCCGUGAAUGACAAGACAACGACCAUUGAAUUACAGCUUCUUGCUUCUUGAAAACGACUCGGAAAAAGAUAUAAAAGAGAGACGGAAACGGAAUCAAUGAAAACGAACUUAAUAACUUAGACUAAAUCAGUUAUGUUAUACAGACUGUUCUUGUUUUUUUUUUUUCUUUGCCCCUUUUCUUCCUUAUUCUUAUUCUUGUUCCAUGUUAGAUGGGUUUGCUGUCUCUUUCAUGACAUGUUUGUUCUUGUCUUCAUGUAUAGAUUAUGGAUAGAUGAAUGAGGUUUAUGCUUGGUAUG
Messenger RNA from Talaromyces stipitatus ATCC 10500, 3204 nucleotides. RefSeq names its product alpha,alpha-trehalose-phosphate synthase subunit Tps2, putative. Gene Ontology annotation, cellular component: cytosol; alpha,alpha-trehalose-phosphate synthase complex (UDP-forming). The record is from RefSeq and is a predicted model, not a curated record. Gene Ontology annotation, molecular function: catalytic activity. Lineage: Eukaryota; Fungi; Ascomycota; Eurotiomycetes; Eurotiales; Trichocomaceae. Gene Ontology annotation, biological process: fungal-type cell wall organization; trehalose biosynthetic process; cellular response to heat. The transcript has 3 exons. The coding region runs from base 1 to 2835 and encodes 944 amino acids.